GCGCCCCGCAGCGCGGCGCCCACCACGCCGCCGCGCCGCGGGCGCCCCGCGGCCGUCGCCGGGAGCGACGGCGCGCCUUCGCCGGGCGUCGGCGCGAUCCCGCUGACGCCCGACGUCCCGGCGCACGGCGUGGAGGAGCCGGAGGCUCAGGAUCGGAGGAGGGCUUUCGACAUCGAGAGGCAGUACGAGGCGUUGCAGCUGUCGUCGGCGCAGCAGCCCUGCCCGCGCGGCCCGCGGGCCGACGAGGAUGAGGCGAGGGACUACCACCGGGCACGCCGGGAAGUCUUUCGCAGGACGGGGCCGAGGGCAUCAUCGUCAUGGAGACGAUCCCGAGCUCCAGGUGCGGCGGCGACAGGCCGAGGACCCGGGCGCGCCGCUGGGGGGUUCGGACAGCGGCCCUCCGCUGCCUGUGGAGUGCGGUCGCCGCCUGGGUCGUGCUGGGCGUCUGCCCGCAGCCGAAGUGGAAGCCGGCGAUGCCGCCGGCCUGCGACAUCCAUCCAGCACGCCUCCGGAUUGCCGCCUGCCCGUGAGUAGGCAGGGGGCCUGUAGAAAAAGCUUGGCACCGCACACACGACGAGGUGCGGCCCGAGCCCGGUCUGGCCUUGAGGCCGGCCGCGACUAAUUGGGGACGACCAGGGCUGUUUCUCAGCGCCGGCUGCGGUUUCUGAGCGCCGGCCAGCCUCUACGCUCGUCCCUGACCCCGUCCCCAGAUCCGUCCACGCAGAGGCCAGCGUGCCACGUUCGCCUCGGCAGGCACGAAUUCGCACCGGCCGUGCGGCUGUGCGGCACGGCGACCCGUGGUCGAACAGACCGAAGCAGGGGUCGAGCACACCGCCUGCGCGCGAGGUGGACAGGGCGUGCCAGAGCAGGAGCACGCCAAAAGGACAGUAAUGAUGGCGUCCGCCCUGUUCUCUCCCAGGUUGGCUUGGGCUUCUUCCCC
This is a messenger RNA of Prorocentrum cordatum, 940 nucleotides long. The record is from the annotation of a GenBank genome assembly. Lineage: Eukaryota; Dinophyceae; Prorocentrales; Prorocentraceae.